Molecule: messenger RNA, 1889 nt
Organism: Mercenaria mercenaria
Lineage: Eukaryota; Metazoa; Mollusca; Bivalvia; Venerida; Veneridae
Product: heat shock 70 kDa protein 12B-like
Exons: 4
Coding region: 5-736 (243 amino acids)
Molecular function (GO): ATP-dependent protein folding chaperone; ATP binding
Source: RefSeq, a predicted model, not a curated record
UAUUAUGGAAGCAUCAACUUCAUCACAUCUUCUAGUGGCUGCGUUUGAUUUCGGAACCACAUACAGCGGAUAUGCAUUCUCUUUCCGUAAUGAUCCGCUGAAAGUCCAAACCAAUCAUGGCUGGAACGCAGGAUCAGAGAAACUUAUAUCGUUAAAGACACCCACAUGCGUUCUUCUGAGUCCAGACCGGAAGUUCCAUUCAUUCGGAUUCAAGGCGGAGAACAAGUACACUAGUCUUGCAGAAGAUGAUGAGCACAAAGGGUGGUUAUUAUUCCGGCGCUUUAAGAUGAUUCUCCAUAACAACGAGAACUUAUCUCGAGAAACGACUAUUGAGGAUAUUAGUGGGGUGCCAAUGCCUGCCAUGACUAUUUUCUCUAUGUCCAUCCGUUAUUUGAAGGAUCAUCUGAUAGAAGCAGUAACAAGUCAAACAAGUGGUGUAGAAGAAACAGACUUACAGUAUGUCCUCACAGUGCCAGCCAUAUGGAACGACAAUGCGAAGCAGUUCAUGAGAGAGGCAGCUGUUGAGGCUGGCAUGGAUGAAUCACGUCUGAAACUCUGCCUGGAACCAGAAUCAGCCUCUGUUUGGUGUCAGAUUAUAUCAACUGAUGCAAAGGCAGCACUGUUCAAAUCUGGAACACGGUAUAUGGUUGUGGAUUUAGGGGGGGGAACAGCCGACAUUUCCGUUCACGAAAAACUAAUUGACGGUUCAUUAAAAGAGCUCCACAAAGCGAAUUGAGGCCUAUGGGGAGGAAACGCCGUCGACAAUAACUACUUUGAUUGGCUAACGAAGAUAUUUGGAAAAGACACAAUGGAUCGAUUCAAGACAGAGCAGAUGGCUGAUUAUUUUGAUUUGUUUAGAGAAUUCGAGACAAAGAAAAGAAACAUUUCACUGGAAUCUGAAGGUAAAAUUACAUUCAGAGUGUCAGCAUCACUGAAGGAGAUCUACCAAGAAGUAGUUGGAAUACCUCUAAAGGAAAACGUUGUCAAUUUAGGACUGAGUAAAAUGGUUACAUUCAUAGGAGACAAACUGAGAAUUGAUGCGUCCAUCGUUAUUAACUUUUUUGAAAUACUCGUGAAUAGCAUGAUCGCACACGUAAAAGAGGUUUUAUCAGAGAAAGAAAUGAAGCAAGUCGACACCAUUGUAUUAGUAGGAGGGUUUGCUGAAAGUGAACUAGUACACGAAGAAAUGAGAAAGAAAAUUCAGAAUAAGCGAAUUAUUUUCCCGGACGAAUCCGGCUUGGUAGUUUUGAAAGGAGCGGUCCAUUUUGGCCAUAUUCCAGAUAUCAUUACAACACGGGUAAUGCCUUUCACAUAUGGGAUAGAUAUUACAAGACCCUUUAAAGAAGAAAAACAUGCACAGUCAAAGAAAACUAAUGUUCAUGGAAAGGACAUGGUCAAGGACUUAUUUGAAGUAAAUGUAAGAGCAGGGGAUGAAAUAAAGUUGGGUCAAGAAUACAGCUCAAGGUUUAAACUCUCAGAAGAUAUUUCAAAAGCCACAUCAGUCAGAGUAUAUAGAUCUACAAACAAAGAGCGAAAGUACGUGACGGACGACGACUGCAAACUCCUUGGGAAAAUCAGGAUAAACAGUUCCGAAGGCAAAAAUCUAAAAGAUAGACACAUCACGGUAACGCUUGUGUUUGGAGAUACUGAGCUGCUUGUGAAAGUGAAGAUCUUUGAAACCGGCAAGGAAUUCACAAAACAUAUUGACUGUCUAUAAACGUGAUCAUAUCAUAUCAAAAUCAUAAUUAUUGUUGACUAUAGUAUAUCGAAUGCAAAUAAUUCUUUACAAGGAUGUUUUCAUUAUAUCCCUUUGUAAUCUUAGUAAAAAGAAAUACAAAAUGAAACAAGUUCAAGAUAUGCAUUUACACAAUAAAUACAAAUACUCCGUA